UUUCCAAAUUGCUGAGGUGUCAAAUAAUUGUCAAUUUUGGAUUAGACAAAUUUUUUGCACUCGUGUUGAUUUCGUUUUUCGCCUGAAUCUGAAUGCCUCAAAAAUAAAAGGAAAAUCGUGUGAAGAUGUCCAAGGAUCCGAACCAAAAGGAAGCUAUCAUAAAGGCUGCAUAUGCGGAUGUAAAUAAAUUUGGUCAAAAUGGCGAAUACGAAAAGGCAGUCAAGGCGGUGAAUAGAGUUUUGGGCGUUGCGCCGGAUGAUCAGACAGCUUUGCAUUGCAAAGUUGUUUGCCUGAUACAACUUUCAAAGUUCGAGGAGGCAUACAAAUUCAUAGAAAAGAAUAAACUUGCCGCCACUCUAGUGCUGGAAAAGGCCUACUGCGAGUAUCGCUUGCACAAGCCCGAGCAAGCAUUGAAAACUAUUGAUAAUGCUGAUGUUAAUCCAUUGCCGGUGAGCUUGAAAGAGUUGCGCACACAAGUGCUAUAUCGGUUGGAAAGGUAUGAGGAGUGCUUUGAUGCUUACAGGGAAAUAAUCAAAAAUACCAAUGAUGAUUAUGAAAAUGAAAGGCGCACAAAUUUGAGUGCUGUUGCCGCUAACUUGGCAGUAGAUAAGAAUAAGGAAAUACCUGAGCUGCCGGAAGAAACAUAUGAGCAGUACUAUAACGCCGCUUGCAUAGCUUCGAAUCGCCAGCGAUAUGCCGAGGCUGAGAAAAAAUUGCGUGCCAGCGAAAAACUUUGUCGUGAAACUUUGGAAGAGGAUGGCGUGACGGAGGAGGAAAUGCGCGAAGAAUUAGAACCGAUACGUGUGCAGUUGGGUUAUUGCUUGCAAAUGCAGGGGAAAUUAAAGGAAGCGGCAGCCAUAUAUGCGGAAUGUUUGCGCUUUAAGCCCAAAGAUCCAGUUUUAGUUGCUGUGGCCAGCAAUAAUUCGGUGGUCAUCAAUAAGGAUCAGAACGUGUUUGACUCUAAAAAGAAAAUACGCUCGGCUAUGUCAGAAGUAUGCGAAUCGAAGUUGACUAGUCGUCAGAAGAAAGCAAUUGCAUUGAACAAUUGUUUGCUUGCAUUUUUUACAAACUCCAGUGACCAAGUACAGCAAUUAUGCCAGAAGUUAGUGGAAACUUAUCCUGAUUUGGAAUUCCAAACUCUACUUAUACGUUGCUCUCAACUCACCAAGGAUAAGCGACAGAAAGAAGCAGUGGAUUUGUUGAAUAAGUACGCGGCUGCACAUAAAGAAAAUGCCUUUGCAUCAAAAUUUGCCAUUGUGCAACUUUUCCUGUCUCAAGGCAGCCGCAAAGAGGCGAUUGAUAUUCUGCUUUCACUUGGCGAGCAAAUGUACAAACCCGGUAUUAUAUCUGCGUUAGUAACACUCUACUUGGGCACAGAUAAUAAACGCGCCGCAUCUGAGCUGCUGAAGUCGGCUGUCGAAUGGUAUAAAAUGAACAAUGUAAGCAGUGGCGAUUUGAGCGAUAUGUGGCGCCAAGCUGCAGAAUUCCACUUACGUGGCGGUGCAUCUCAAACAGCAGCCAGUUCACUUGAAGAGCUACUCAAGUUAAAUGCCAAUGAUAUGAAAGUAUUGGCACAGUUGGUUAUUGCAUAUGCACAAUUCAAUCCAAAACGUGCCUUGGAAUUAAGUAAACGUCUACCGAAACUUGAAACACUUACUACUGCCUCCGAAAUCGAUGCGUUAGAGGCGGCCAAUUGGGUGAUGUCUACAAAAGCAGCAAAGAAGACAGCGAAUGCUAAAAUCGACCAAUCCCCUGGCACGCCAGUUGUCGAGAAAAAGAAGAGCCGCAACCGGAAACGCAAAGGUAAACUGCCCAAAAACUACAACGCCGAGGUGCCACCAGAUCCAGAGCGCUGGUUGCCCAAAUAUGAACGUACUGGUUUCCGUAAGAAGCGUGAUCGUCGUGCAAAGGAUAUUAUUAAGGGUUCACAGGGUAUGGCUAGUGGCGCUGCUGAUCAAUAUGAUAUGUCGAAUCGUGCCAAUCUUAGCAAAAAUUCUCCCGCCACCCCUGUCUACCAAGAACCGACACCAGGACCACGUCAGCAGCAUCGCAAGGGUGGUCAUAAAAAGAAGAAGGGUGGACGUUUCUAAACCCUAUGCCACGCUGGCAUAGUUUAAGCUAUUCGGGGAAUUUUUUAAAGCAUGCUUUUAAUAUUUUCUAAGUUAUUGUGCUUGAAUAUUACAACAGUAGAGGAUAUAUAAAGCAAAAUGCAUUUGCAUCGAGAAUAAGCUGGAAAUAAAUUAUAUAAAAGCUC
This is a messenger RNA of Rhagoletis zephyria (snowberry fruit fly), 2254 nucleotides long. RefSeq names its product signal recognition particle 72 (gene Srp72). The record is from RefSeq and is a predicted model, not a curated record. Gene Ontology annotation, molecular function: ribosome binding; 7S RNA binding; protein binding. Gene Ontology annotation, cellular component: signal recognition particle, endoplasmic reticulum targeting. Gene Ontology annotation, biological process: SRP-dependent cotranslational protein targeting to membrane. Lineage: Eukaryota; Metazoa; Arthropoda; Insecta; Diptera; Tephritidae.